Blepharisma stoltei is the source of this 639-nucleotide messenger RNA. The record is from the annotation of a GenBank genome assembly. Lineage: Eukaryota; Ciliophora; Heterotrichea; Heterotrichida; Blepharismidae.
AUGGGUAGUGGGCAACACAAAAGCGCAUCUGUAGUGAGUUCAUAUAGUGUUAAAGCAAGACAAAUGCCACCAAGUAAAUUUUAUUUAGAUCCCAAUAAUAAGCUCCCACCUGAAGUUUUAGAUGGAUUUGGAAGAGUUCUAAAAUCUCAAUCAGAGCGAGUACGAGUUUCUAACCGUAAAAAGCCAGAAAACUUACCACCAGCUGCUGCUCCACAAUUAAGCAAAGAAAAUGUUACCAAUAACUCAAACACAAAUCCACCUGCCCGUCCUCCACCUAUUCCUCUUCCAAUUGAUGAAACUUCCAAUGAAAAAAUAGAAACAGUUAGUGAACAAGUAUUCCAAAUUGAUAAAAAUCAAAUUGAGGAGCCUGAAGAAUUCAAAGAAAAGCCUGGAGGAUAUGCUGAUGAAAGGAAAUCGCCUGAAGCACCUGAAAUUGAUGUUGAGGAAGAAGUAGAAACGAAGAUUGAUCCAAAUGUAUUGAAAGAGCAAAGAGAAGCAAAAGAAAGAGAAGCGUAUUUGGAUGCAGAAAAAAUUGCUAAUGACUUGAGGAAGGCGGAGGAAGAAGAAAUUUUAAAGCAGAAGACAGUUAUGGGUAGUAUGGAAGGACAAGCCAAAAAUAUUUUGGAUAAAUAUAGAUAA